AUGUCCGAUAUUAAGAUGGAAGGCCAAGAGCCCGUCGCUGCAGCUCCAGCUAUUACUAACGAGCAAGUGAAGACCGAACCUGAAACUGCUGCCGCACCACCAAUUGAGUUGGAAAGCACAUCAGCUACCGAGCCAGAAGGGAAGGAAGAGAAGAUGAAAGAUGCUGAGAUUGAAACUGAAGUCAAGGAAGAGAAGAUGGAAAACGCCGAGGUUGAGACCGAAGUCAAGGAAGAGAAAACCGACUCCAAAAUCAAGCCAGAAAUUAAGGAAGAGAAAGUAGAGGUGGCCAAUGGUGAUGUCAAGAAGGAUGUGAAGAAGAAGUUCAACUAUGACGAGCCAAGAUUUUACGACAACGGGGUUUUGAAAACAAAUGCCAAUGAGAUUUAUGGACAGAACAACAGCAAAUACGAUGCUUCAGUCCUUCCUCCAUCUGAGGAUGGAGGGUUGAUUCGCCGACAGGUCGAAUUCUACUUUGGUGAUUCUAAUUUGCCAACUGAUACUUUCUUGAUGAAGGAAACGGGAGGCGCAGAGAACAAGCCUGUCUCUAUUGCAACUAUUCACGCCUUCAAACGUAUGCAGAGAUUCCAGCCAUAUUCUUUGGUCGUCAAUGCGCUCAAGGAGAGCAAAUUCCUUAUUGUGGAAGGAGAAGAAGGAAAAGAGACUGUUAAGCGCAAGAAGGCAUUCGACCCAUCCGCGAAAUCACCAAAACGCGACGCACGAUCAGUCUACAUCAAGGGAUUCGGGGAUGAAGAGCCAAGCUCUCAAUUCGAUAUCGAGGCUUUUGUUGCCCCAUACGGUGAGGUCAACUCCGUUCGUCUUCGCCGUACGGAGGAGAAGCUCUUCAAGGGAUCCGCUUUUAUCGAAUUUGGGGAUGAAGAAACUGCUCAAAAAUUCCUCGCUCUUGACCCAAAACCACAGUGGAAGGGAAAACACACAUUGGAGAUCAAAUCCAAGACUCAAUACAUAGAAGAAAAGAACGAAGAGAUUCGAAAUGGUACUUUAGUUCCAGCUCAGCAUCGAGGACGUAAUGGAUUCAGAGGCCGUGGCCGCGGUGGUCGUGGAGGUAAGGAUUUCGUCAAGAGAGAGCGUGAUGGGGAUCGUGAUGGAGACCGUGAUCCAAAUGACUGGAAGAAGAGACGUGAAAACGACAGAGAGAAUGGUUUCCGAGGUGGUCGUGGUGGUGGUCGUAAUCAGCGUGGCGGAAGAGGAAAUGGCAGACACAAUGACAAGAAGGGUGGUCGCAAUGAUCGUGGUCCAAGAACCAACGAUCGCAACAAGGAGCGCGAUGACAAGAACGGUGAUGACAAAGAAAAGGAAGUCAAAUUGGAAAAAUCUACAGAAUCUGCCGUUGAGCCAUUCACAAACGAGAAGAAGAGAGCAAGAGAAGAUGACGGAGGAAACGAGGAACACCAAAACAAGAAGGUUAAUACUCAAUCUGAAGUUACAGCUAAAGCCUAA
Molecule: messenger RNA, 1458 nt
Organism: Sclerotinia sclerotiorum 1980 UF-70
Lineage: Eukaryota; Fungi; Ascomycota; Leotiomycetes; Helotiales; Sclerotiniaceae
Exons: 3
Coding region: 1-1458 (485 amino acids)
Biological process (GO): RNA processing
Cellular component (GO): nucleus
Molecular function (GO): mRNA binding
Source: RefSeq, a predicted model, not a curated record